AUGAGAAGACGUCCCAAAGAUUUCACGUUCCACGUUACACAGGCUCUCAAGGGACAUGGGUGCUUCAGGGACUAUUUGCACCGGAGGAAUCGCGCCCCUGAUUCAGCUUGCCUCUACUGCCAGCAUCCGACGGAUACUGCAGAACACACCAUUUUGUACUGCACUCAUUGGAAACCAACGCGACUAGCAGUGAACAAGUUCGUAGGUAGCCGAAACAUUACUCCAAGUGAUGUACAGGACAUGCUGUGUGGUCCCACUGACGUCCCGAUUUGCAUGAGCGAGCGAAUAAUGGCUGCCUCUCAACGCGCCACGCAAGCUUUUUAUGAAAUGGUCGAAGAUAUUCUUAGCUGCAAAGAGCAAGAUGAGAGGCUAGCUGAGGCCGAAGCAAGAGCUGCUCCGUGA
Diuraphis noxia (Russian wheat aphid) is the source of this 402-nucleotide messenger RNA. RefSeq lists its product as uncharacterized. The record is from RefSeq and is a predicted model, not a curated record. NCBI's taxonomy places the organism in Eukaryota, Metazoa, Arthropoda, Insecta, Hemiptera, Aphididae.